UACAGCUGUGGUUGUAAUUGAAUGCGAAAUAAACGAUUUCUCUUUGUUUUGGAGACUUUAAAUAUCAAUACAAAUAAUUGAGAGUUGAUAUUAAGUUGUAUCCAAUAUGUUACGUGUAAAGAUUCAUAUAGCACUAAGUGCUAUUGGAGCAUUUUUAGGAUUGUCUGCAUUUAUUUGUUUCUGCAUUGUUUAUGCAAACAUUGAAGCCGGAAUGUGGGCGCUUUUAUCUGGUAUACAUGCAUCAUUGGCACUGAUGCUACAUUGCCACUACUUAAAGGAGUCCCUGCACGUAAACUUCUCAAGAAAAGCAUUGCAGUACAUCGGAGACUUUGGAAUGGUUGGAUUUGUCGCUGGGACGGCUCUUACAAUAUUCUAUUUGUUCCUGGAGAUCUAUUACCAAGCUGAUGUGAUGCCAAUCAAGUCUAGUAUAAUAAUUCGGCUCGUCUGGUCGUUCAUGAUGUUGAAGUGGGGUCUGAUGCUGUACCUCGUCACAAAGAAGUACCUGAGGACCUACAACGAUCACCAGCUGUUCUCCGAAAACCCGAACAUCGAGGAGACGUAAUUAUCUCAUUGAUUGUUACCAAAUUGCUUCGGUCUAAGUGGUUUUGUUGGUAUGUGUUCAGGCAAUUAGCUUUUAAGGUAUUUUUAUUAUGAUUUACAGACAGGUGAGAAGCUUUGGUAUCAAUUGCUCCGAUUUUUUAACAUAUACACACAGCAUACAAUGUCUACAAUGCAGGCAAAACUAACACCAAUUUUUUUAUUCUGUUCUGCUUAAAUUCAGGCUUUCAAUGUAAGAAAACUUUAUUACAUAAAUGGUUUUACAAAUAAAUAUUUAACGCAUUCUGGACCAAGAGCCUUGAGUGUUGCCCACCGGUGACCAACGACAUUAAAUAUAAUAAUUAUUCAUCGGCCACUAGUGACCCACGCCGAGGCUUCAAACGGUUACACCAAAACCUUCUUGCGUUCGACCCAUUGGCACAGGAUAGCUAGAUAUCUUUUAUUAUUGGAAUUCAUGCAUGAUGCUAAAACUAAAUAACAAUAUUUUUAAUAAGCUCAUAACGCAAUUUGUACAAUUGGGUGCUUUCAAAUAAUCAAACAAUACCUAAGCUUUUAAUUUUUAUCAGUGAAACCCUGUUACCACCGGAAGAUGUAGAGACUGGUCCUGAGGAAAUAACGACUGUAUAAAUAAGGGCUAUUAAUAUGGAAGGCUAAAUAUUCAAAUUGUUAAAUAUCUGAGGCGGUAUUUCAAAAUUUUGAGAGUAGGAUGCAAACAUACCUGUAUGUAUAUUCCUUUAUCCACAAUUGUUACUUAUUGUAUUUAUAAGAUGCCUGAACAGAUAAAACUAUAUCUUAUUUGCGGAAUAAUUAACUAUUUUCAGAUGCAAUACACAUAAGGUAAUGGAAUACGCCAACUGUUCCGAAUUAGGUUUUUAAAUACCUUUAACUAUUGUUUCAAUUAAAAAAAAUCUGAUGAUGAUGAAUAAUUUAAGUGUAAAACUAUUAAAUUAACGCAAAAAUCUUUAUAAACAUAAAUUGGUUGCUAAUACAUUUUACUGUUAGUGAUAUAAAUCAGAGUCUAAAAUAUUAGUCACAAAAUUGUUAUAGUUUAAAUAGUUUAAGUCAACAAAACCACUUAGAACCACUAUUGAAUCUACAUUAUAAAUAUUCUUUUGUGAUACCUAGUGACCUUUGAUUGACUGUGAAUACUUUGUCGAAUUUAGGCCAACUGACGACUGAAAUUUUGUAUGUAUUUAUUAAAGUUUGUUUUUUCUUUGAUUUUAAGAGGUACACAGAUUUUAUCUACAUAGUUUAUACGAGUGUUUUUUCAUUAUAUACGAGAGACGAUUCGAAUAUAUGUUAUAUAAAACCUAUCGCUAUCUCCUAAAGUGGCAAAUAAAAAACAGUAAUGAAUUGUAUAAGGAAUCUCAGAAAUACCACAUAAUUUGUAAUAGCAAAUUUAUGAAUAUUGAGGUAAUACCCGAUUCAUAAAAUAUAAUAAAUUAGGAAAAUCGAUUAUUGAGACAAUAUCUAAUUUAUUUCUGUACCUAGAUUGGACUUCGAUCCUAAACUAAAACUUUUUGGUGAUUUGUAAGGAUCUUAAAGUUGAAAUACAAAAUCAUUAUCUUUCAAUACUACUUAAUUGUUAAUUUUUUGAGAAAAUUAUGUAGAUAAUAAUAUAUGCAUAAAGCAAAGACUACAAAAAACAAAUUAUAUUUUGUUUAAAAUAUUUGAGAAAAAAGUGUUAGUUGUUUAUCAAACUUGUAUCGUCAAAGACUAGUUCUAUUGUUAUUUAUUGUACUAUGAAAUUCCGUACGAAAAGUAAAUAUUAACAAUUUUUUUUUUAAUUAAAUAAAAUCUGCAACACCUAUUUAAAGUAUAUUCUUGUCACAAAAUACAGCCCAUCUUCAGAAGUCAUUUUCUAAUUAGCAUAGAUUUUUGCAAAUUAUGUUUUGUUUUCUGGCCAUAUUCUUACUAGACUACCUGUUAUUUGAGUUAGUUGUUAAAAAGUAGGUAGUUAGGAAGUAUUUCUAGAGAUCUAAUAAGUUAAACUUCUAACUGUGUCUAUCCUAUGAACAUGAUUAUUGUCAAAUGUAGUUAUAAAUUUAAGAAAUAAACUGUUUUAAUAAAUA
This is a messenger RNA of Trichoplusia ni (cabbage looper), 2630 nucleotides long. RefSeq names its product heme transporter hrg1-B-like. Gene Ontology annotation, biological process: heme transport. Gene Ontology annotation, cellular component: plasma membrane; lysosomal membrane. The transcript has 3 exons. Lineage: Eukaryota; Metazoa; Arthropoda; Insecta; Lepidoptera; Noctuidae. Bases 107 to 562 code for a protein of 151 amino acids. The record is from RefSeq and is a predicted model, not a curated record. Gene Ontology annotation, molecular function: heme transmembrane transporter activity; heme binding.